AUGGCCGCCAUUCAUUUCGAGUUCGACGUCAGCACUGGCAGUAAGACCUCGUUUGACUUAGAGCUGGAUGGGGUCAAAGACUUGACUGCUUUGAAACAUACCAUCAGCUACAAUUACGGCGUGGUUCAACCGGAGGGCCUCUCAUUCCACAGCAGCGACACGCCAUUGAACGAACUUGCCGACAUAAAGGCAUCCAAGGGCAAGAUUGGUAUCAAGGUCGAUGGCCAUGCGCUAAGAGAGAUUCCGGGGCCUUCGGGUCUUCCUAUGGUUGGCAAUUACUUCGAGGUCUUUCCCGAUCACCUUGGGAACAAUCAACGCUUCUUCGACAAGUACGGAGCGAUUUUCAAGACCAAUAACAUGGGCAAGAUCGUGGCCCAGACCAAUGACCCUGAACUGGCCCAGAUCUGCUUCUCCGAGUCAGAGUUCUUCUCCAAAGAGAUCGUACCUGACCACCCACUCUACCCCAUCAAGAACCAAAAAGCGGGCGUGUUUCUAGGCGAUACCGACAACCCAGACUGGAAGGUGGUCCAUAAGUUCUUGCCGCCAGCUUUGGGGCCCAAAGCCGUCCGUCACUAUGCUCCUCAGAUGAACAGUUGCUGCGAAGAGUCAUUUCCGGUGUUCGACGAAAUGGAAAAGGCCGACCAGGCUUGGAACGUUUACCAAUACAUGUUGAAGCUCAGCUCGGGCACAGUAGGCAAAAUCAUGCUGGGAAAGGACCUCAAGCACUUCACCAGUGUCGAUGCUCCCCUUGAUAGGAUUGUGCUCGCCAUCGCCGAGGUACUGGCCAUCAACAAGAAGAUUGCGAGCCGCGGCGAGUGGUAUUCACAUUUGCCGUUCGGCGACCCUCUGAGACUCAAAAACCUGCAACAGUUCAUGACCGACCAAAUCCAAGAGGCCAUCAACGAGGCUAAUUCGAGCGGUACUGAGGACCUGCAACUGCAGGAGGCCGCUCUCAAGGCAGCAAAUGUUGUUGAUUACCUGGUUCGCGCAACCGACGGCAAUGGCAAUCGACUGCCCAAAGAAAAUCUGGUAUCGGCCACCAUUGUCGCCACCGGUGCGGGUUUCACCACCACAUCUUCACUCUUGUCCUGGUGCCUGUAUGGCCUGGUCACGUAUCCCGGCACUCAAGCAAGAAUUCUCCAAGAACUCAUUGACAAAGACAUCACGGACGAGACCUCGAUCACCGCAGAUCAGAUUGACGAACUCGACGAACUCGGCAAGUUUGUCAAGGAGAUGCAACGGCGACACAAUCCAUCAUACCAGCCCGGUCGGACAGCCCAGCGCGACAUGAUAUUGCCCGGAGGCUACCAGGUAAAGAAGGGGACAGUUGUCAUCCCUGCAUUGCAUCACAUCCACAACAACCCAGCAAUAUGGGAAAAUCCAGCACGGUUUGACCCUGACCGGUGGGACACGGAACAGGUCAAGCAACGACACAAGGCUGCGUAUAUUCCUUUUGCCACCGGCCAGAGAAUGUGCAUCGGGUUCAACUUUGCCCUAUUGGAGGUCAAAAUCUUCCUUUGCAAGUUGGUGUAUCGAUAUCAUUGGGAAAAGGAGGGUGACAUGGAAACCGAAUACGAUCCUUUCUUCCAACUCAUCCGCCCUGUCAAUCUGUACGUCAAGACUCAAAAGCGCGAACGCUGGCCGAGCAAGACCACACAGGAAGGUACAGACACGAAUGGCAGUGGACAAGAUACUCGAGAGUCUUGA
This is a messenger RNA of Exophiala oligosperma, 1707 nucleotides long. RefSeq lists its product as uncharacterized. The transcript has 5 exons. Lineage: Eukaryota; Fungi; Ascomycota; Eurotiomycetes; Chaetothyriales; Herpotrichiellaceae. Bases 1 to 1707 code for a protein of 568 amino acids. The record is from RefSeq and is a predicted model, not a curated record. Gene Ontology annotation, molecular function: monooxygenase activity; iron ion binding; heme binding.